AUGAAAUCCAAAUAUAAGAGCCGAUCUCCACUCACGAAUGUUGUCCGAAAACCACAGGUUACUCAUCAAGGACUUCUAUUUUGUGAGAUUCCUGCACCUGCUUCACCAUCUUCAACGAAACAAAGGGCAACUGAUAUGGCCAAACAUAUUUCUAAGAAGAAGAAGAAGAAGAAAAGAAAAAUGAUCAUCUGUUCUGAGUCUACUGCUGAUGAAGAUGAAACAAUUCCAGAAACUCCAAAAGCCGAUCUUCACAAAGAAUCUUCUACUCCUGCACCAACAGAUGUUAUACCACCUGAAGAGUCGGUUGCCAAGUCAGUUUUUGAGGAGGCACGAACUUCUGACAUUCUUGUAAACGUAUCUAAUUCGGAUGCAAAUGUUAUCAUGGGUGAGGAUGCUUCGCAUAAAGCUGACCAAGGUAAAACUUCGGAUGUUACCUCAGAAAUUGUUGUUUCUUUUCCUCCACAACUCACACCUAUCAUUCCUACUACUUCUACCACUGAUUCUCCUACCUUCGAAAACAUUAUCAAACAACCAAUUACAUCUCUUUUUUCUUCAUAA
This is a messenger RNA of Lactuca saligna, 558 nucleotides long. The record is from the annotation of a GenBank genome assembly. Lineage: Eukaryota; Viridiplantae; Streptophyta; Magnoliopsida; Asterales; Asteraceae.